GGAGGCGGCCGGGCACCGCCCCCAGGCGCCCGUGGACCAGGCCGGGCACCGCCCCCAGGCCCACCCGGAUGCGCGGCGCCCGCCCUCAGCCCCUCGGUUCAUCCAGAAGCUCCGGAGCCAAGAAGUGGCGGAAGGAAGCAGAGUUUAUCUGGAGUGUAGAGUUAUCGGGAACCCGGCUCCCCGAGUCAGAUGGUUCUGUGAGGGGAAAGAGCUGUACAACACUCCCGACCUUCAGAUCCGCUGCGAGGGCGGAGACCUGCACACCCUGGUCAUAGCAGAGGCCUUUGAGGACGACACAGGCCGCUAUACCUGUCUGGCUACAAACCCCAGCGGCUCAGAAGCGACGUCUGCCGAGGUGUUCAUUGAAGGUGCCAGUUCAACAGACUCUGACGGUGAAAGUUUGACUUUCAAAUCAAAGCCUGGAGCCAUGCCUCAAGCUCAAAAGAAAACCACUUCUGUUUCCUUGACGAUAGGAUCAUCAUCUCCAAAGACAGGGGUGACCACAGCUGUGAUCCAACCAUUAUCUGUCCCUGUUCAGCAGGUUCACAGUCCAACCUCGUAUCUCUGCCGACCUGAUGGAACUACUUCUGCCUACUUUCCUCCUGUUUUUACAAAGGAGCUGCAGGACACAGCCACCUCAGAGGGGCAGGUGGUGGUUCUGGAGUGCCGGGUCCGAGGAGCUCCCCCUUUGCAGGUCAAGUGGUUCCGACAAGGGAGUGAAAUCCAAGACUCGCCUGAUUUCAGAAUUCUACAGAAAAAACCUAGAUCUACAGCUGAACCUGAGGAGAUCUGUACCCUCGUCAUCGCCGAGACCUUCCCAGAAGACGCAGGGGUCUUCACGUGCUCAGCAAGGAAUGACCACGGAUUGGUAACGAGCACGGCCCAGCUGGUGGUCACCGCAGCCAGCACUGAAAACUGCAGCUCGGACUCCAUGGAAGAACCCAACAACGGCCGCCUCCGGGAGUUCCCACCACCCCCUCCGGCCUUGGAGACAAGUUCCUUUGAGUGGGCUUCAAAGAAACCAUCUGAGAUCCAGCAGGUGAACAGCCCAGAAAUCGGACUUAGCACAGCAGCCCUUCAGAGGCAUUUUGGUUCUGCUGAGAGGGAAGCGAAUGGCGUGCACCCCAGCCGUGGGGUGAAUGGACUGGUCAGCAGCAAGGCCAGCAGCACCAAGCCUCUCCCAGCGCCAGCUCUCCUGCCCUCACCCACCAAGGAGCCACCGCCGCUGCUUGCCAAGCCCAAACUGGACCCGCUGACGCUGCAGCUCCUGCAGGACCGCGCGCGCCGGGAUCAGGAGGCGGGCGCCGCCGCCCCGACGUCCGCCGCGCCCAUGAGCGCGAUCGCCCCCCGCGCUGCGGCCGCUCCGCAGCCGUCGGGCGCCUUCAAGUACGCGCGGCCCAAGCAGUUCAUCGCCGCGCAGAACCUGGGCCCUGCGACCCCCACGCCGCCCAUGACCCCGACAACCCCGACGUCGCCCACGACCCCCGCGCCCCGGCGCUGCGCCCGCGACUGCGGAGCCGACGCCGACGCCCCGUGGUGCCCGUCCUCGCCGUCGCCGCCGCCGCCGCCGCCGCCGCUCAGCCCCACGGCUGCGUUCCAGGGGCCCGACGCGUUCCCGCCGCCGCCGCCGCCACCGCUCCCGAGCCCCAACGCCGCCCGCUCCGGCCAAACGCCCGCCGCCUUCCUCAGCGCCCUGCUGCCGUCGCCGCCGCCGCCGCCGCUUCCCGUCAACGCCCUGGGCCUGCCCCGCGGCGUCACCCCCGCGCGGUUUCCUAGGAAGGCCGGCAGGGCCGCCAGGAUAGCCUCCGAGGAGGACAUCCAGGGCACCAAGGACGCCGUCAUCCAGGACCUGGAGCGGAAGCUGCGCUUCAAGGAGGACAUGCUCAACAACGGCCAGCCGAGAUUAACCUACGAAGAACGAAUGGCCCGUCGGUUACUAGGUGCUGACAGCGCGACCGUCUUUAACCUUCAGGAACCAGAAGAGGAGACAACCAGCCAGGAAGUCGGGGCUCCUCCUGCUUCUGUAGGCGGUCCUCUGGGCGCCCAAAAGGAGUACAAGGUCUCCAGCUGUGAACAGAGGCUCAUCAGUGAGAUCGAGUACCGGCUGGAAAGGUGCCCUGUGGAUGGGCCCGGCGACGAGGCACAGUGUGGCGCCCUGCCCGUGGAGAAUGGGGCAGCUCCAGGCUUCGAGGUGAAGCUGAGACACUACAAGGUCUUUGAAGGGAUGCCAGUGACUUUCACCUGCAGGGUGAACGGGAAUCCAGAGCCAAAGAUCUAUUGGUUUAAAGAUGGGAAGCAGAUCUCUCCAAAGAGUGAUCACUAUACCAUUCAGAGGGAUCCAGAUGGGACCUGUUCGCUGCAUACUGAGGCCUCCACCCUCGAUGAUGAUGGGAAUUACACGAUCAUGGCUGCAAACCCCCAGGGUCGCGUCAGCUGCACCGGGCGGCUGAUGGUCCAGGCUGUCCACCAGAGAGGCCGUAGUCCCCGCAGCCCCUCCGGCCAUCCUCAUGUCAGAAGGCCUCGUUCUCGAUCAAGGGACAGUGGAGAUGAAAGCGAGCCGGUUCAGGAGCGGUUCUUCAGGCCUCACUUCUUACAAGCGCCCGGAGACCUGACGGUUCAGGAAGGAAAGCUCUGCAGGAUGGACUGCAAAGUCAGUGGGUUACCAACGCCGGAGCUGAGCUGGCAGCUCGACGGGAAGCCCAUCUGCCCCGACAGCGCCCACAAGAUGCUCGUGCGUGAGAACGGGGUGCACUCCCUGAUCAUAGAACCGGUCACAUCGCGCGACGCUGGCAUCUACACGUGCACCGCCACCAGCCGGGCGGGACAGAACUCAUUCAGCCUGGAGCUGGUAGUUGCCGCUAAAGAAGCACACAAACCCCCUGUGUUCAUUGAGAAGCUGCAGAACACAGGCGUUGCUGACGGAUACCCAGUGAGACUGGAGUGCCGUGUGUUGGGAGUGCCUCCACCGCAGAUAUUUUGGAAGAAAGAAAACGAGUCACUCACCCAGAGCACUGACCGCGUGAGCAUGCACCAGGACAGCCACGGCUCCCUCUGCCUGCUCAUCCAGGGGGCCACGCGGGACGACGCCGGGUGGUACACGGUGUCGGCCAAGAACGAAGCAGGGAUCGCGUCCUGUACCGCCAGGCUGGAUGUUCACACCCAGUGGCAUCAGCAGCUGCAGAGCACCAGGCCAAAGAAAGUCCGGCCCUCAGCCAGUCGCUACGCGGCACUUUCGGACCAGGGGCUGGAUAUCAGGGCAGCGUUCCAGCCCGAAGCCAGCCCGUCCCACCUGGCACUGAAUGCUGGGCUGGUGGAGAGCGAGGACCUGUGACCCGGCCCCCCAGGGGGGCCUGGACCACGCAGCCGCCAUGGCCCCCACCGCCGGCUCCUCUGCCGUGUCACGUAAAAGGCAAAGACGUGCCUUUGACUGUAAGAAAGAAAAAACACAAAAAUAUUUUUUUUAGAGUUUAGGCGAUCUAACAGAAAUGUACACAUUGCACAGAAGAUUCACAUUCAUUGUCCAAUUUAAAACUUAUGGAGUUGCUGUAAUAAUUAAAGUGUCUGAAAUGCUAAAAUGCUGAAGAAAUCAGUUGAUCAAAGGCAACCAGGAUCCGUCUCACCUGACGUGCCUUUAGCCACCGGCUGUCGGUGCUCGUCGCAUGCUUCCAGGGAACAAUCCCAAGGCGGCAGCUGCGCCGGACUGGCGUCGUGUGCAGACCGCUGCAGCUGGCCGAGGGCAAUACGCAGGGUGAGAAGCAAGCAGAACGACAGAAACCCAAGCAAACGCCUUCUCUUGGCAGAUUGUCUAAUUCAGGAGAAAGGAAUUACUAGCCUUAAAUUUUAUUAACACCAAGGGUUCUCCAACAGGUUAGUGCCUUAGUUCUUAACCUCUUUUCUUUAUGUGUAGGAUUUUCUGUUCAUGCUACCUUGGCAAGAAGCUUAUUUACAAACCAUAUGAGGAGGCUAACUUAAAUAUAAAUAAUAUAAAGAAUUCUGAGUAAAGCAGAGCUGUAUUAAAGUCAAUUCCACAGAAGGUGCACCGUAUCUGGAGGAAGCAGGUUUGGAAAGGGGCAGGGGAAGGAGGCUGCCACUCAGACACCACAGAAGGGGCAGGGGACCUGGUAAAGGACAGGCUUCUCCUUGGUGGGCUUCAGGAUUAGCCUAAAAUGUAAGUGAAAAAACACUGCCAUUCAAAAGUCAGGGAAUCCAGGGUCAGCUGGGAGUCUGGAGCACAGGUGCCCCGGGAACCUCAGUGUGUCUGAGGUCCGUAGCAGCUGGAGACGUUCGAUGUGUGGAGCAAGUUGAAAACAGACUGCGACUGCAAGUGCGUGAGUGAGAGACUGCCUGCAGAUCUAGUCUGCUCGGGGGGCACAGGGACUCAGCCACAGCAGGUUUGUGCCACCGGGCUUUCUUUUCAGUGGCACCAGAUAGAUAGGGUGGACAGAAAAUAGCCCACCUCCCUGCCCCCUGAGACCUCGCUGUAGAAGGUGCUGGGUUCCAAGUGUUGUGACGGCAUUUCAGCAAACACUGAUUCUUGACUGCAUGUGAUUCUGCACCAGCUUGAUUGAGUUGGAUCUGACCAGACUUGAUGGUUUUAAGUUGGAACCAAUAAACACUUUAAAAAGAAGAAAAAAACAACUUCUUUGGCCUAAUAUUAAUUAUAAAACAUGAGGCUUUAAUGGUAAUGGUACUUUGCUAUGAAAGGAAAACACUGUAUUCCUUAUGCAAAACACAUGUAUCUUUCAUUAUUAUUUAUAAUGAAAAGUUGAACUCUCUUAGCUCAGUUACUCAAUUAAAUAUGUAGUAUUUUUUAAGUGAUUUUAUAUCUGUGUACCGACCCGUGUAUAUCACAUUACUGCUUCUACUCUGUAAGAACACUGACCAAGCUCUAAACGAUUAACAAGCUUGCACACUGGGUGGCAGUUGUCUGACACACGUGGUACAAGUUUCUGUGACACACAUGCAUUGCUAGUAUGGAAUAUAAUCCACCCGUACACAGUCCCCGUUGACCUUUCUAUAGUGUACAAUUAUGACUUGCCAAAUUUUUCAGAAUGUGUUUUCAUUUUUUUGCUAAUUUGCUAGGUUUGGGAUUAAGGAACAUUAUUUGCCACCUUUUUAUGUUGUAUUUAUGAAAAAAUAUUAUUAUACUACUUUGGAUUUGUUGUGCUGGUGUAAUGUGGAUUUUAACAUCAAUAAAUAUUUAACAAAAAUA
Messenger RNA from Manis pentadactyla (Chinese pangolin), 5212 nucleotides. RefSeq names its product palladin, cytoskeletal associated protein (gene PALLD). The transcript has 21 exons. Bases 428 to 3331 code for a protein of 967 amino acids. Lineage: Eukaryota; Metazoa; Chordata; Mammalia; Pholidota; Manidae. The record is from RefSeq and is a predicted model, not a curated record.